GUUUUAAGUUGUACAUGCAACCAUUUUUAAAGCAGAACAACAAACCCAAAAAUCAAACUCGCUUAAAUAAUUCGCAAAAUGCUAGAUUUUUUCAGUAUUUUCACUAAAGGAGGAAUUGUUUUAUGGUACUUUCAGGGAACUGUAGGAAAUUUUACUAGUCCUAUUAAUGAGCUUAUUAAGAACGUCAUUUUGCAGGAGCGUAGUGGCAGUGGUUCCUACACACAUGGACAACUUGCCAUUCAAUAUAAACUUGACAACGAGUUUGAACUGGUUUUUGUGGUUGGAUAUCAAAACAUAUUACGUCUUUCAUACAUUGACAAGCUCCUUUCUGAUAUCCAGUUAGAAUUUAGAGAUCGUUAUAAGAAUCAAAUCAUUCGAAGUUUAUUUUCUUCGUUUAAUUUCCAAGAAAUAUUUGUCAAUAUAUUGGCAGAAAAUGAACAAUCCAGCAAGAUGGCCAAACGUGAAAUGAAGUCAUUUGCUGAUUCAAACUGUGCAAAAAAAAUCAUGAAACAGCGUGGCACUUUAGAAUUAAGUAAUACAAAAAAAGACGAAAAAAAAAUAAAGAGCGAUGAUGCUCCCAUAUCCCCAAAGCCAAUAUCAAAAUCAAAGUCUACCUCUGACUCGGUAACAUCUACUACAGAAAAAGUUGUUGAAGAAGCAGACUUAAUUACUGAAGACCAAAUUAUUGAGCAAAAUCGGCAACUUCUUAUUAAGGGAAUGCUCAAAGGAAAAAAGAAAGUGAAGACUGAAAGCAAACAGUCACCACAACAAAAGGGUAAAAAAGUCAAAGAAGGUCGUUCUUGGACAAAUGGAGGAUUAUUGAAAGAUGCAUUAGUGCUUGAUUAUAGUGAAUCUAAUGAAAAUCAUUCUAACAAUAUGUUGAACGAUGUUUCUGAAGAAGAUAAAGCUAUGGUCGGACAAAUGAGAGGUGAACUUAAAUCCAUUGAAGUUUCAAAAGGUAAUAUUGAGGAAGAAGAAUUAGAAGAACAAGACAAAGAUUCUAAAAAAGUCACAGUAGGAAAUGAUACAAAAAAAAGCCAAAGUUCUGUUGGUGGCAGUGUGUUUUCAUUUUUUAAAGGAUUGGCUGGCCAAAAAGCAAUUACAAUGGAAGCAAUGCAGCCAGUGUUGGAUAAGAUGAGGGAGCAUUUAUGCUCAAAAAAUGUAGCUACAGACAUUUCAGAGAAACUUUGUAAUUCAGUUGCUGCCAAAUUGGAGGGAAAGGUUCUAGGAACAUUCACUGGAGUUGCUACUGCUGUAAGAAGCAGUAUGGAAGAAUCAUUAGUGCAGAUCUUGUCACCUAAGAAGCGUAUUGAUAUCUUACGUGAUGUUAUGGAAUCUAAAAAAAAAGGUCUUCCAUAUGUUAUUGUGUUCUGUGGUGUAAACGGUGUUGGAAAGUCAACUAAUCUUGCAAAGAUUUGUUUUUGGUUGUUGGAAAAUAACCAUCGUGUAAUGAUAGCAGCUUGUGAUACAUUUCGAUCAGGAGCUGUUGAACAGCUCCGAACACAUACUUGUCGAUUGAAAGCAUUACAUCCAAAAGCCUCACCAAGUGCUCCAGAACAAGUUUUUUUGUAUGAUAAAGGGUAUGGUAAAGAUGCUGCUGCAGUCAGUAUGGAGGCCAUUAAUUUAGCUAAGGAUCUUAAAUGUGAUGUAGUUCUUGUGGAUACGGCAGGCCGUAUGCAAGAUAAUGAACCAUUAAUGAGAUCGCUGGCAAAGUUAAUUAAAAUUAAUGAACCCAAUCUUGUGCUGUUUGUUGGUGAAGCGCUUGUGGGAAAUGAUGGUGUUGAUCAGUUAAGGAAGUUCAAUCAGGCUUUGGCAGAUCAUUCAGAUGUAAACAAUCCUCAUCUUAUUGAUGGAAUUGUUUUGACUAAGUUUGAUACAAUUGAUGACAAGGUUGGUGCUUCCAUUUCAAUGACUUAUGAAACUGGACAGCCUAUAGUAUUUGUCGGUACUGGCCAAACCUACACAGAUUUGCGUAACUUAAAUGUCAAUGCCGUAGUAAAAGCUUUAUUGUAAAUUUUUUAGCUGAAAAGCUGUAGAUCAACAUACUAUAACAAAUAUAAUUGAAUUGAAAUAUUUUUAAAUCUUUAGUA
Messenger RNA from Hydra vulgaris (swiftwater hydra), 2090 nucleotides. RefSeq names its product signal recognition particle receptor subunit alpha homolog. Gene Ontology annotation, biological process: SRP-dependent cotranslational protein targeting to membrane; intracellular protein transport. NCBI's taxonomy places the organism in Eukaryota, Metazoa, Cnidaria, Hydrozoa, Anthoathecata, Hydridae. Gene Ontology annotation, molecular function: ATP hydrolysis activity; signal recognition particle binding; GTPase activity. The record is from RefSeq and is a predicted model, not a curated record. Gene Ontology annotation, cellular component: signal recognition particle receptor complex; endoplasmic reticulum membrane.